CAGAUUUGAUGUGUCCCAUUAAUCCACCACGUGUCAAUUUACAUGUCAUAAUGAAUCUGACCCAUCUUUUCCUUUUCAUUUAAUAAUCUUUUUCUCUGCUCUUUCUCAUCCAUUAAAAUCCCACUCCCCUUUCCAAUUUUUCAGUUUCAGUACUAAAAAUAUUAAACCCUUGUCUUCCUUCCUUCCAUGGCUUCUCAGAAAACAAUCUCUCCCAAAAGUCCAAUGAGAAGAAGAUCUCGAACAAGAAAAGUUACCCAGGACUCUGUUAUCAAUGUAGCUGAGGCAAGAAGAGAGAUUGCUUUUGCCCUGCACCUGCAUAGGACAUCCUCACCCUCAUCCUCAUCCUCCUCCUCCUCAUCAUCAUCACCAUCACCAUUAUCAUCAUCAGCUUUUGUUGCCCAGAUGGGCACCUCAGAAUCACCAUGUAGCAUCUACGGCUGUGAUUUAAAGAAGCAGGUUCUUUAUGGGUCUUCUUCUCCAUAUUGUUAUCCAUUGUUGGAAUCCAUGCCUAUCCCUGGACCCAUAUGGUCCACAACUGCGCCUUCAGUGUUGGCAAGUAAUGGUGGUGGUGCACCGGUAGUAGUACCAUCGGCUUCUUCUAUAGCCAAGGAAGUUUUGGAAUUUGAGUGGGAAGAGAGCCAAAAAGCUGCUUCUUAUAACUGGUGGUUUGGGUUUUUGAAGACCUUGGACGAUGCUAAUAAUGCUGAGGAUUAUUCGAAAUUCAAAUAUUCUUUGGGAAAUAAUGCUUUAUUGAAUGGUAGUUGUUUUGGUAAAAUAGGAGAAGAAGUGGGUGGUUUUGUGGGUGCAAAUGACCAUCAAAGCCCUUCUCCUGAUGAAUGGUUGUUGUUUCCAACAGCAGAUGAAGACGAGCCUUCAAUCCCCUAAACCUACAAAGUACUUGUAAAUAUAUAUUAUAUCUAUAUCUAUAUAUAUAUAUAUAUAGGCUAUUUGUCUUAGUAUUUGAUUUUGGGUGUAAAACUCCAUUCUAGUAAUGGGUUUUAUAGAUUUUUCUCCGUUUUGAAAUUUUCCUGCCUGAAAUCAAAACCAUGUACUUUCUCUCUACUACUUUUAAUGUUUGUUCUUUUA
Molecule: messenger RNA, 1086 nt
Organism: Ziziphus jujuba (common jujube)
Lineage: Eukaryota; Viridiplantae; Streptophyta; Magnoliopsida; Rosales; Rhamnaceae
Exons: 1
Coding region: 187-885 (232 amino acids)
Source: RefSeq, a predicted model, not a curated record